Molecule: messenger RNA, 483 nt
Organism: Dacryopinax primogenitus
Lineage: Eukaryota; Fungi; Basidiomycota; Dacrymycetes; Dacrymycetales; Dacrymycetaceae
Product: mitochondrial 30S ribosomal protein S13
Exons: 2
Coding region: 1-483 (160 amino acids)
Biological process (GO): translation
Cellular component (GO): small ribosomal subunit; ribosome; mitochondrion
Molecular function (GO): RNA binding; structural constituent of ribosome
Source: RefSeq, a predicted model, not a curated record
AUGCAUUUGUUAGGCGUGAACCUACCUGAUGGACAUUUGGUAUACCGCGCCCUCCGUUCCUUCUACGGACUCAACUACCACCUCUCCCAACGGCUCUGUUCCCGAUUCCAAAUCCACCUCCGUACGCGAGUUAGCGAGCUCACCGACCCCCAAAUCUCCGCUCUCUCCGCUUACCUCUCUUCCCCCAGUACGGUUGCGCCCCCUCUGAGAUGUCAGCGGGCUCCUCCCGGUUUCCGGGCUAGCUUGAGCGACCCCCUUCCGGCUCCGGAAAGGAGUAAGAGGAUGGACGACCUCGCCCUGCUCAAGCUCGAAAGUGAAGGACGCAGGGUUGUGAGAGAGAAUAUCGCCCAUUAUAGGGAGAUUGGGACGUAUAGAGGGAGGAGGCACGCGAUGGGCUUCCCGGUGCGGGGGCAGAAUACCCAGUCGAACGCUAGGACUGCGAGGAGGAUGAAUAGGCUUGAGAGGAGGGGGUAUGUUACGUGA